GAUGCAGUGGAAUCGAUUCCCACGUGAUUGCAUAUCGCUGUGGGAUAGCGCGCGGCAAGUCGAUUGCUUCUCUUAUCUUUUAUCGUAAUUAUUUAGCCGCAACAUACUCUACACUCGGCUCGUCAAGACGAUGGAGUCUGUCUUGGAGAAGCACUUGGACGACACGAUGAAGAGCCCUGGUGUGAUGGGUGUGUUGUGUACAGACAGCCAUGGCCUAAAUCUAGGAAGUCGGGGCACUCUCACUGAGAAGCACGCUGGCGUGGUGUCUGUGUUGGCGGCUCAGGCCACUCAGCUGUCACCGGACCCCAUGGAUGUACCUGUGGUUUGUCUGGAGUCAGACAAUGGGAACAUCUUGAUCAUGAAGCACAGUGACAUUACAGUGGCGAUGCACAAAGUGUCCUCGUAAGAAGCCAAAAGUGACCUUUGUUUCGGAGAGCAGAACGUGGCAACGCAAUUGAAUUACUCGCUUCAGUUCCUCUCGUGGCUUUCAAUAUUCGAUUGCCGCAUGACAUGCUGUUGUAAAAUUAUAAUGCGCGGUGUGCGAUGCUCGUAGGAAGCAUUUACAACAUUAAAAGUGGCAGUAGUCUCGUGUACAUAAGGAACCAAGGUUGUGCUUUGUAAAAAAAAUGUGUUAAUUUGUUGCAAUGCGCUGGUGUUAUAAACAAUUUUCACAUGGCUGGCUGUAAAGUAUUAAAAGAUAGGUGUCAUACGAUAUUAGAAAGUUUGCUGUCUGGAUUCCUGUCUGGAUUCCUCGCUGCGUGAUAACGUCGCCCGCAUCCCACAGCGUUAAGCCGGAUUCGUCCGUGCUCACAUCAAACUCCACCAUUUGUGCCAGAUAUGCUACGGUCGUACUAUAGUAGAAAACAAGUUUUGCUGGCUGGCUGGCUGUAGGGAUAAACAGAUCCCAAGAAUGUGCUGGGCUGCUAGUGUAUAGUAAAACAAAACGGUGAACGUUUGUUGAUAAUUUAAUUACACUUGCUUCGAGUUAAGUGCACGUGUUUCCCAUUACUCUUCAGUUUGUAACGCAUUGUAAACACAUUGUAUUCAAAGAGGUUUCCUACAGCUUGUAGGUAUCAUUUUAACGAUGCUUGUCCGUUUAAUUAAAUUACAUCUUCACAAAUUGACCAUAUCUUUUAAAUUUCGAUUUAAAGCUUUCGUGACUGCAGGGAUUCAUCUUCUUGGUUCUUUCGGUAAAGUCACGUAGAAGGGAAAUAAUAUAAUAAAAAUAUAACAUAAUAAAUAACAAUUCUCACGACGUUUCGGCCACAACGCAAGCAGCCGUCCUCAGGUGAAGAACAGGUCUGUCGGAAAGACAUCGUCUGAAUGACGCUAUUAUUUCCCUUCUACGUGAUUUUACCGAAAGAACCAAAAAGAUGACCAUAUCUUGUUCUCCAUAGAUGGAUGUUUUUGUGUUAUGGGAUUUUGUGUAUAUGCUAGGCAUGUAAUAAUGCAGCGAUUCAUUCAUACAAAUACAUUAUUUUGUUUCAAACAUGUAUUGUGUGUCAGAAUAAAUGUUUGAAUUUGAAAAUUCGAAGUAAACUAGCCUUUUGCCCAUCCAAGCACGGGUGUAUUUCAGUAAAUCUGAAACUUGCACCUCCCAUUAGCACGCUUGGCUACGUACGCCGCGCAAAAAAAGUUCAACAUACAUGGAGGGAUUUCUAGACUGAGACAUUUAAACGGAUGGAGAUAGGGCAGCCAGUGAGUUGGCGGAGUAGAGCAGAAGUGUGGAAAUUGUGGGGGGAGGUUAAAAAAAAAAUGAUCAGGGACGAGGCAUUUUGUAUCUGUCAUUGGAGAGCAGCGAGGGCGUGGGCAGGAAGGCCGAGAGGAAGAGAGUCGCAGUCGUGAACGGCGAGUGGAAACGAGAGUGAAUCGCUGUGUCACAUCAUCCAGUGAGACUCGGUGAAGCGGUGUGUCACAGGAAACCUCGAACGCAUUGACGAAACUGCGUCUCGGAAGCCGUUAAGUGGCUCACCAACCUCAAUAUUGAAGUUUAGUUUGUCCGCACAAUCCAGACAAACGCCUAAAGAAGACGCUCGUUGAACCAAGGCUCUCAAAAGUCAGAUCGUCACACGAGACACUCGUCAGCCGUGCCGAACCAGGAGCAGCGGAGUGGGGCAUCGCUGUGACGAUCCCUACUCCACUCCCCAAGAGGCCAUGAUAGAUGCUCACAAAUACAUGGUUGUCAAUCCAUGCGGUGUACCCGUAUUCUUGUACAGGGGAAUUUCGUUUUCGGGUCCAUAUGGCGUACAGCCGUUUCAAUACGGGCAACAAAAAUUGUUUUUUCUUCUUGGUUCUUUCGGUAAAGUCACGUAGAAGGGAAAUAAUAAAAUAAAAAUAAAGCAAUAAAAUACAAAAACAA
This is a messenger RNA of Lethenteron reissneri (Far Eastern brook lamprey), 2359 nucleotides long. It is a transcript of the gene LAMTOR5, whose product is annotated as late endosomal/lysosomal adaptor, MAPK and MTOR activator 5. NCBI's taxonomy places the organism in Eukaryota, Metazoa, Chordata, Hyperoartia, Petromyzontiformes, Petromyzontidae. Gene Ontology annotation, biological process: positive regulation of TORC1 signaling; negative regulation of apoptotic process; cellular response to amino acid stimulus. The record is from RefSeq and is a predicted model, not a curated record. Gene Ontology annotation, molecular function: guanyl-nucleotide exchange factor activity; polygalacturonase activity. Gene Ontology annotation, cellular component: Ragulator complex; lysosome; cytoplasm.